Meriones unguiculatus (Mongolian gerbil) is the source of this 2981-nucleotide messenger RNA. It is a transcript of the gene Bmi1, whose product is annotated as BMI1 proto-oncogene, polycomb ring finger. Lineage: Eukaryota; Metazoa; Chordata; Mammalia; Rodentia; Muridae. Gene Ontology annotation, biological process: negative regulation of transcription by RNA polymerase II. Gene Ontology annotation, molecular function: promoter-specific chromatin binding. The transcript has 10 exons. Gene Ontology annotation, cellular component: PRC1 complex. Bases 363 to 1337 code for a protein of 324 amino acids. The record is from RefSeq and is a predicted model, not a curated record.
CCUCCCCCGAGCGCGGCCGGGAGGCGGCGGCUGCGCCGAGGAGGAGGAGGAGGAGGAGGAGGCGAGGCCCGAGGAGGCGGCGGCGGAGGCCGCGCGGAGGCGGAGGAGGCCGCGCGGGAGGAGGAGGCCGCGGCGCGCGAGCAGGAGGCCGGCGGGGGAGCGGCAUGAGCCGAGCGCGGCGGCCGCGGCGCCUCUCGGCCGCGCUCGGUGCCCAUUGACAGCGGCGGCGGCGGCUCGCUCCAAGAUGGCCGCUUGGCUCGCAUUCAUUUUCUGCUGAACGACUUUUAACUUUCAUUGUCUUUUCCGCCCGCUCCGAUCGCCUCGCGCCGGCCGCUCUUUCCGGGAUCUUUUAUCAAGCAGAAAUGCAUCGAACAACCAGAAUCAAGAUCACUGAGCUAAAUCCCCACCUAAUGUGUGUACUUUGUGGAGGGUACUUCAUUGAUGCCACUACCAUAAUAGAGUGUCUACAUUCCUUCUGUAAAACAUGUAUUGUGCGUUACUUGGAGACCAGCAAGUAUUGUCCUAUCUGUGAUGUCCAAGUUCACAAAACUAGACCACUACUGAAUAUAAGGUCAGAUAAAACUCUUCAAGAUAUUGUAUACAAAUUAGUUCCAGGGCUUUUCAAAAAUGAAAUGAAGAGAAGAAGGGAUUUUUAUGCAGCUCAUCCUUCAGCUGAUGCUGCCAAUGGCUCUAAUGAAGACAGAGGAGAAGUGGCUGAUGAAGAUAAGCGAAUUAUAACUGACGAUGAGAUAAUAAGCUUAUCUAUUGAAUUCUUUGAUCAGAGCAGAUUGGAUCGGAAAGCAAGCAAAGAGAAGUCUAGGGAAGAGGUGAAUGACAAAAGAUAUCUAAGAUGCCCAGCAGCAAUGACUGUGAUGCACUUGAGAAAGUUCCUCAGGAGUAAAAUGGAUAUACCCAAUACUUUCCAGAUUGACGUCAUGUAUGAAGAGGAACCUUUAAAGGAUUACUAUACACUAAUGGACAUCGCCUACAUUUACACCUGGAGAAGAAAUGGCCCACUUCCUCUGAAAUACCGCGUUCGGCCAACCUGUAAAAGAAUGAAGAUCAGUCACCAGAGAGACGGACUGACAGAUGCUGCCGAGCUGGAGAGCGACUCUGGGAGUGACAAGGCCAACAGCCCAGCGGGAGGCAUUCCCUCCACCUCCUCGUGUUUGCCCAGUCCCAGCACUCCCGUGCAGUCUCCCCACCCACAGUUCCCUCACAUUUCCAGUACUAUGAACGGAACCAGCAACAGCCCCAGUGGCAGCCACCAGUCUUCUUUUGCCAGUAGACCUCGAAAGUCAUCAAUAAAUGGGUCAUCAGCAACUUCAUCUGGUUGAGUCAGAGACUGUUAUGGAACAUAUUUUUCAACCCCCUGAUUUAGAUACCUUCAUCCAUUACAGCUUUAUAGAUGCACAUACAUGUGACUGUCGUCCAGUUUGCUUUCUUUUGUAGUGACAUUAAAUUUGGCCAUAAAAGAUGGACUAGAUGUGAUACUUCAUAUGGAUGUUAAUUGAAAGGAAAGAGUCUGUAAAGAAAUGGAUUCUGAGAAGGCAGGCAAGAUUGUUUCUGUGUUAGGAAAGAUGUGAAAUGUUUGGAUUUGGAGAUGUUCUGCAGUGGGCCAUAGUUUGUUAAUCUCAACUAAUGCCUACAUUACAUUCUCUUUGAUUGUUCUUGUUAUUAUGCUGUUUUGUGAACCUGUAGAAAACAAGUGCUUUUUAUCUUGAAAUUCAAAAAAUGGAAAGAAUAAGCAUAGAAUAAGCAUUCUAUGUAGCCAUGUCACUGUGAAUAACAAUUUCUUGCAUAUUUAGCCAUUUUAAUUCAUGUUUGAUUUUUACUUCUCUGUUGCUACACAAAAUGAUCAAAAGAGACUUCAGUUUUACAAUCUGUAUGCCUGAAAUGCGGGUACUACCAUUUAUUUUAUGACUUGCUUAAAGGAUUCGCUUUUGUAAGAAUCCGAUGGCAUUGUGCUUGUUGUACGAUGCCGCAUUGGUGUACGACAGAGCAGGAAACAGUGUUGUAUGAUAUAUUUAUAAAUACUAUAAAAAGAUUGUGUUUCAUGCGUUCAGAAACAGUUGUUAAAAUUCCCCAAACUGGUUCGACCUUUGCAGAUGCCCACAGCGCACCCUGUGUUGAGGCUUGCCACCAGCACAGAAUUUGUUUUUAAUGCUGAGGGCUAGUUUGAAAUCCUUUCCCACUUGGAAGCAAAUGGCAGGUCAUCAUAGUUCUGGCUUUUCUCCAAUAAUACUUUCAAAAUUAAUGUUGCAGUGAAGAAAAAUUUUAACCAAGGCAAAUGAAAAUAGUGUUUUAAUUUUUCAUUGGUUAAGAUAAAAUUACGGUGUUUUUAAAUACUAUUUAUCACUGGAAUUCUAAAAUAGAUUUUUUAAGUCAACCAGCUAAUUGCUGAAGUAAGGCAUUUUAUCUACAAUUAUUUUAGUGUAUGUGGCAUAAUAGUAAUUUCAAAAUUAAAAGUUGUUUUUAUAGUUACAGGAAUCUGCCUUUUCUGUAAUGUCUGGAAAUAGAAGCAAUUUAUUAUGAGUUUCUACAGGUAUUUUUAAAUAGAGCAAAUAUGUUGAAUUUAAAAUAUGAAUGACCCCACCAAUUCUCAGUUUUGCUUUGGUCGAACUUAGUGUGUGUUUAUCACCAUCAGUUGUUUGUAAGGAUGUUUAUUCUAUAUGAAUAUUGUUUCAUGUUUGUAUGGGAAAUUGUAGCUAAGCAUUUCAUUGUCUCCAGUUUGCAAAAGAAGCACAAUUCUAUUGCUUUGUCUUGCUUAUAGCCAUUAAAUCAUUACUUUUACAUAUAUUGCUGUUACUUCUGCUUUCUUUAAAGAUUCAGUAAAUGUUUUAUGAAGCCACAAAAUACAUAUAUUUUUAUUUUGACCUGAAUUUGUACAGUCCCAUUGUGUGUGUCGUUUCUAAAUAGAUGUAAAAUUAAAUUUCAUUUUUAAUUGGAAAAAUUCAAUAAAAUGAUAUUCAUUUAGAAAA